CCCACUUGGAGCCACUCACUCAGGCUCCAAGAUUGCUUUCUUGGCUCUCUGUAGUAGGCUGAAGAAUGGCCCCCAAAGAAGUCAGAUUCUAAUCCCUGCAAGUUCUGCGUGUUACCUUUUCUAGUGAUGGGAUCUUUGCAGAUGUGAUUCAGUUAAGAAUCUUGCAUGAGGAGGUGAUCCUGGUUAUCUGAUCCUAUGGCCCUAAAUGCCAUCACACGUGUCCUUAUGAGAGGGAGGCAGGGGAGAUGUGAAAGACAAGAGGAGAAGGUGAUGUGAAGAUGGAAGCAGAGAGUGAGAGUGAUGUGGGUGUGAUGGCUGAUUCUGUGUGUCAGCUUGACUGUGCCAUGGGUGCCCAGAUACGUAGUCAGACCUGAUCCUGGGUGUGUCUGGGUGGGAUUAGCAUUUGGAUCUGUAGACAGACUAAAGCAGAUUGUCCUCCCCCAGGUGGGAGGGCCUCAUCCAAUCAGUUGAGGGCCUGAAUAGAGGAGAAAGGCGGAGUAAGGGAGAACUCCCUCUCUCUGCCAGGCUCUCUUUGAGCUGGGACAUUGGUCUUCUCCUGUCUUCAGAUAUGGACCAGAGAUGGAACUUGUCCCCUCGGCUCUCCUGGGUCCAGCUUGCUGACUGUAGAUCUCAGGGCUCUCCAGCCUCCAUGGUCAUGUGAUCAGAUUCAUUAUAAUGCAUCUCUUUCUCUGUAUAUACACAUCCUAUUGAUUCUGUUUCUCUGGGGACUGACGAAUACAGUGACCACAAACCAAGGAAUGCCACAAGCCACCAAAAGCUGGGCGAGGCAAGGAAGGAUUCUCCCUCAGAGUCUCCAGAGGGAGCGUGGCCCUGCUGACACCGUGAUUUCAGCCCAGUGAAACUGAUUGCAGACUUCUGGCCUCCAGAACUUUGAGAGAACAGAUUUCUGUUGUUCUAAGCCACCCGGUUUAUGGUCAUUUGUUAGAGCUGCCACAGGAAAAGAACACAGCCAGUGUAAACAGUGCUACCGUAAAUACCCCAGCCACACGCAUGGGGCUGUUAUUCAGGCAUGGAUUUCAGGGAGUGGCACUGCUGGGGCAGGGUGUGUGUCUCUUUGUUUCAUAGAUCAUGCCCGAUAACUUUUCACAAAGAUCCAGCAGCCCGUCUCUUCCCUGCAUGGAUGAGUGUGUACCCUGAUCCUGUGCGCUCUCUCAGCGGUGGGCAUGAGAGUCUUUUCGACUUUGUCAGUCUGAGAGGGGCAGAGCUGCAGCUUUGUUCCUUGACAUGUGUCUCCUUGAAUCUGAGCCAAGAUUUCUGAAGACUCCUCCCUAGAAACAAUUGGGAAGUUUCGAGAGGCACAAGAUACAGGGUCCCCGCUGCCCUGCACCUGCCCUGCGUAUGCCCUUCUCAGCAUCAUCGCUGCUGAUCGAUUGCUGAUUAAUUGGUUGGAUUCCUUCAGAGGGCCGUAGAGAAGCACGCUGUUUAAGAGCCAGGUGGCCUUUGACAUUUGCAGUGGCGAGAGCAGCUCGACCUCACCCAGAGUGCUGAGAAAUGCGGGGCCUCAGGGCUCGCGCCGCCCACCAGCUCCAGGCUGUGCUGCAGGUCGUGGCCCUGCAGCUCUGAGCAACGACCGACCACCCUGACACCCACCGUGGGCUCGCCUGCCCGCGGGCAUCUGCUGCCGACGUCCCCACUGCGGCCCCAGCCGAAGAGGAUGUGCGCCCCCGUCGGGGGGCUGCUCACCACCCUCGCCGUGGUGUUUGGGACAGCGGUGGCGUUUGCACCCAUACCUAGGAUCACCUGGGAGCACAGAGAGGUGCAGCUGGUGCAGUUUCACGAGCCGGGCAUCUUCAACUACUCGGCCUUGCUGCUGAGUGAGGACAAGGACACCCUGUACGUGGGCGCCCGGGAAGCCGUGUUUGCCUUGAACGCACACAAUAUCUCCAAGAAGCAACAUGAGGCGUAUUGGAAGGUCUCGGAAGAUAAAAAAGCAAAAUGCGCGGAAAAGGGGAAAUCAAAACAGACAGAAUGCCUUAACUACAUCCGAGUGCUGCAGCCCCUCAGCGCCAGUGCCCUUUACGUGUGCGGGACCAAUGCGUUCCAGCCAGCCUGUGACCACCUGAACUUAACAUCCUUUAAAUUUCUGGGCAAAAAUGAAGAUGGCAAAGGAAGGUGUCCCUUCGACCCAGCACAAAGCUACACGUCCGUCAUGGUUGAUGGAGAGCUUUAUUCUGGGACGUCGUAUAACUUUUUGGGAAGCGAGCCCAUCAUCUCCCGAAAUUCUUCCCACAGUCCUCUGAGAACGGAGUAUGCGAUUCCCUGGCUUAACGAGCCCAGCUUCGUGUUUGCUGACGUGCUAGGAGAGAGCCCGGAGGGCGGGGACGGCGGGGGCGACAAGGUCUACUUCUUCUUCACGGAGGUGUCUGUGGAGUACGAGUUCGUCUUCAAGCUGAUGAUCCCACGGGUAGCGAGGGUCUGCAAGGGGGACCAGGGCGGCCUGAGGACCUUACAGAAGAAGUGGACCUCCUUCCUGAAGGCCAGGCUGAUCUGCUCCCGGCCGGACAGCAACCUCGUCUUCAACGUGCUGCGAGACGUCUUUGUCCUCAGGUCUCCCAGCCUGAAGGAGCCCAUGUUCUAUGGGGUCUUCACCCCACAGCUGAACAACGUGGGGCUCUCGGCCGUGUGCGCCUACAACCUGUCCACAGCCGAGGCGGUCUUCUCCCGUGGGAAGUACAUGCAGAGCGCCACGGUGGAGCAGUCGCACACCAAGUGGGUGCGCUACAACGGGGCCGUGCCCACACCGCGGCCCGGGGCGUGCAUCAACCGGGAGGCGCGUGCGGCCAACUUCUCCAGCUCCCUCAACCUACCCGACAAGACUCUGCAGUUUGUCAAAGACCACCCUCUGAUGGAUGACUCCGUGACCCCGAUAGACAACAGGCCCCGGCUGAUCAAGAGUGACGUGAACUACACGCAGAUCGUGGUGGACAGGACCCGGGCCCUGGAUGGCACGGUCCAUGACGUCAUGUUUGUCAGCACAGACCGGGGUGCCCUGCACAAAGCCAUCAGCCUUGAGAACGACGUCCACAUCAUCGAGGAGACACAGCUCUUCCAGGACUUCGAGCCUGUCCAGACCCUGCUGCUGUCCUCCAAGAAGGGCAGAAGGUUUGUCUAUGCCGGUUCCAACUCGGGCGUGGUGCAGGCCCCCGUGGCCUUCUGCGGAAAACACGGCACCUGCGAGGACUGCGUGCUGGCCCGGGAUCCCUACUGCGCCUGGAGCCCGGCCGCGGCCGCCUGCCUCGCCCUGCACCAGACCGACGGCCCCAGCAGGGGUUUGAUUCAGGAAAUGAGUGGGGAUGCGUCCGCUUGCCCCGAUAAAAUUAAAGAAAGUUACCUGCAGCAUUUUUUCAAGCACGGUGGCACAGCAGAACUCAAAUGCUCCCAAAAGUCCAACCUGGCCCGGGUGGUGUGGAAGUUCCAGAAUGGCGUGCUCAAGGCCGAAAGCCCCAAGUACGGCCUGGUGGGCAGGAAGAACUUGCUCAUCUUCAACCUGUCAGAAGGAGACAGUGGGGUGUACCAGUGCCUGUCUGAGGAGAGGGUCAAGAACAAGACAGUCCUGCAGGUGGUGGCCAAGCACGUUUUGGAGGUCAAGGUGGUCCCUCGAACUCCGGUGGCCUCCACCUCGCCGGUCACACGGACAGAAGGUGGUAGGAUCACCUCCAGAGUGUCAGCGGGGCCCACCCAAGGCUCCUUUCCGCAGACCCCAGCCGUGCAGGUCACCAGUCCCAGUGCCAUCGCCCUGCCGUCCAGCCCCGAGGGGCCCACCAGCAUGUCCUGUGAACCAAAGAUUGUCAUCAACACGGUCCCCCAGGUCCACUCGGAGAAGACAAUGUAUCUCAAGUCCAGUGACAACCGUCUCCUCAUGUUUCUCUUCCUCUUCUUCUUCGUCCUCUUCCUCUGCCUCUUCACCUACAACUGCUAUAAGGGCUACCUGCCCGGACAGUGUUUAAAGUUCCGCUCGGCCAUGCUCCUCGGGAAGAAGCAGCCCGCGUCGGACUUCUCGGAUUGCGAGCAGAGUGUGAAGGAGACGCUGGUGGAGCAGGGCAGCUUCUCCCAGCAGAACGGGGGGCAGCCCAAGCCGGCCCUGGACACCGGCUAUGAGACAGAGCAGGACACCAUGGCCAGCAGGCUGCCCACUGACCGGGAGGACUCGCAGAAGAUCGACGAGCUCCCGGUCAGGGACCGGCCAUUCGACGUCAAGUGCGAGCUGAAGUUCGCCGACUCGGACGCGGACGGGGACUGAGGCGCCCGCUGCUCCCUGGGAGGUCUUUGUGUUGCCAGUUCAGUCCCCCGUCCAGUGCUGCGUAGGUAGCCGUCGUCAGCAAACCUCAGUCUUCUGUGUCUUUUCUCUUGGGUCGCGCUUGGGACUUGGUUUCUCUUUGUCCUUUCGGAAAACGGCGGCGAGCAUGGCGGCGGGGCCCUUGGAGUCAUGCCUGCAGGCUCGCCCGAGGCCGCUCUGUCUGCGGCGGGAAGACGGCCGGCCGCCGCUGGCCCGGGAAGAGUUGGGCCGUGAGCGUCCCCUCCUCGUAGCAGCCACUGAAAGAGAAUUUAAUUCCAGAUUGGAAAUGACGUUUUAGUUUAUCAGAUUGGUAACUUAUCGCUUGUUGUCCAGGUUGGCACGAACCUUUUCUUCCACAUAAUUACUUUUUAGGAUUUUUGCUUUAAUUAUGUUGGCGUGUUGGGUCAUUCAUUUUUUUAAAUCACUAAAGCAGAUGUUUUAAUAUUUGGAAGAUGUACAUCUUCUGGAUUUUGUUGUAUAUUAGGGUAAAGGUAUGGCUUAUGUUGCUUAAGAUUCUCAGGGAUAAUCUUACUUUUGCUAAAUGCAUUCUUUUCUGCUUUUAGAAAUGUAGACAAAACCGCGUCUUGAACACAUGUCCUUUUUUUAAAAAAAAUUUUGUUCCUUAAGGGAAGCAUCAUUUUCAGAGAGACUUUUUUUCUGUACCUUUUUUUUUUUUUUUUUUUUUUUUUUUUUUUUACUCUUAACUCUUUUGAGGAGAAGGCUGUGGAGGACUGUCCCACGACACCGGGCAGGGUUGGGAAGGAGGGAUGUGGCCCCCAGCGUGCUCUGGGUGGAGCCGGGCCGGCCCAGAGUUGAGGGGGACGAGUGAGUUACAAUCCAUCGCCCACGGCCACUGGUCCAAACCUCCUGCCCAGACAGAACGUUCACCGGGACAUCUCGGUCACCUGAACAUCUCCUUUUUCUUUUUGCUUCCAUCUCAUGCCCUCUGCCCGCCCAGACUCUCCACUUAGCCUAACCGAUCUGUCCACAACUGGAAGAGAGCAGGGCGGCCGGGGACAGCCAGGCUGGUGAGCACAGCGCCCCUCCCACACCUGCCGCCGCCCUGGACCUGCCAGGCCUGGCGCCCUCUUUCAAGGUGCAAGUGGGUGGCACAGUCUAACCAAUACCGAUGUCACGCUCCAUUUCCUGCUUUCCAGACACCCACAUAGAGGAGCCUUUCUUUCCGUGGCAAAGAGCAAUAAACUCUUGAGUGUGUGUGUGGCCUGUGUGGACAGUGUCAUCUUCCAGCAUGAUAGGAUUCGACCGUUUUGGUGUAAACAUUUGUGUUUUAUAAGAUUUACUUUGUUUUUAUUUUUCUACUUUGAAUUGUAUACGUUCGGAAAGUAACCGAAUAAACAGAAGCGUAUAUCCUUGACGCGGGCGCGUGGUUCCCUGUGGCUCUCGCGCCGCCUCCCCGCGCGGCCUGGCCCCCUUUCUUUCUUGCACUUUGUUCCCCUUCUCUGGCUUGCGGUGCAUUCCUGACGACUUCUGCCUCAGAGCCCUCUCUCUUUUCUGUC
Physeter macrocephalus (sperm whale) is the source of this 5814-nucleotide messenger RNA. It is a transcript of the gene SEMA4D, whose product is annotated as semaphorin 4D. Bases 1676 to 4261 code for a protein of 861 amino acids. Lineage: Eukaryota; Metazoa; Chordata; Mammalia; Artiodactyla; Physeteridae. The record is from RefSeq and is a predicted model, not a curated record. The transcript has 17 exons. Gene Ontology annotation, biological process: negative regulation of axon extension involved in axon guidance; ossification involved in bone maturation; semaphorin-plexin signaling pathway. Gene Ontology annotation, cellular component: plasma membrane. Gene Ontology annotation, molecular function: semaphorin receptor binding; chemorepellent activity.